UUACCAAGACACCAAGGAAUGCUCCCGCGAGCCGAGAGCUGUUUUCUCGGGAUGAAAUAAGAACGGAUUCAGUUGUAUGUAAACACGCGUCUGUAUAAUGCGACAUGACUUUGAAUGAACGUAUUUUAAAGAAUAGUUCGAAACAAAGUCCGCGUGCAAGCGUGUGUUUUACUCUGCAGGUUUAUUUACAAGCGAUUUGGACGAGCGAACGAUCAUGUUUAUUUACCUCAGUAAGAAGAUCGCCAUCCCCAACAGCAUACGGCUGAAGUGUGUGUCGUGGAACAAGGACCAGGGCUUCAUCGCUUGCGGAGGCGACGACGGGCUGCUCAAGGUGCUCAAGCUGGAGACGCAGACAGAUGAUGCCAAAGUGAAAGGACUUGCAGCACCCAGUAACCUGUCAAUGAACCAGACCCUUGAGGGCCACAGUGGUGCGGUUCAGGUGGUCACGUGGAACGAGCAAUAUCAAAAACUGACAACCAGUGACCAGAAUGGCCUUAUCAUCGUGUGGAUGCUGUACAAAGGAUCGUGGUACGAGGAGAUGAUCAACAACCGCAACAAGUCAGUGGUGCGGAGCAUGAGCUGGAAUGCGGACGGCCAGAAGAUCUGCAUCGUGUACGAGGAUGGAGCGGUCAUCGUCGGCUCUGUCGAUGGUAACCGGAUCUGGGGGAAAGAACUCAAAGGGAUCCAGCUGGCACACGUGGCCUGGUCUCCCGACAGUAAGAUCCUCCUGUUUGGGAUGGCCAGUGGCGAAAUCCACAUAUACGACAACCAGGGCAAUUUCAUUGUGAAGAUGACCAUGAGCUGUCUGGUCAAUGUCACGGGGGCCGUGAGCAUCGCCGGAAUCCACUGGUACCCGGGGACAGAGGGCUACGUGGAGCCGGACUGCCCCUGUCUGGCCAUCUGCUUCGACAACGGCCGCUGUCAGAUCAUGCGUUAUGAGAAUGAUGAAAACCCAGUGCUGAUCGACACUGGCAUGAACGUGGCCAGUAUCCAGUGGAACCACUGCGGCAGUGUGCUGGCAGUUGCCGGCUCCCAAAAAGCCGUGUCCCUGGACAAGGACGUCAACGUGGUGCAGUUUUACACCCCGGUGGGGGAGCAUCUGCGCACCCUCAAGGUUCCUGGGAAGCAGAUGGCAGCGGUUUCCUGGGAGGGUGGAGGACUACGCAUAGCCCUAGCUGUCGACUCCUUCAUUUACUUUGCCAAUAUUCGACCGGACUACAAGUGGGGAUACUGCUCCAACACGGUGGUGUACGCCUACACUCGGCCCGAUCGCCUCGAGUACUGCGUCGUCUUCUGGGACACCAAGAACAACGAGAAGUACGUCAAGUACGUCAAAAGCCUGUUGUCCAUCACCACCUGCGGAGACUUCUGCAUCCUGGCCACCAAAGCGGACGAUUCCCACCCACAGGACGAUGUGGAGCUGGAGUCUUCCAACGCCACGUAUGUCUUGGUGCUCUGCAACUCCAUUGGGACUCCUCUGGACUCCAAAUACAUUGACACUGACCCGUUGUUUGUCACGAUGACCAAAACCCACGUCAUCGCGGCCUCCAAAGAUGCCUUCUACACUUGGCAGUACCGUGUGGCAAAGAAGCUCACCGCCCUGGAGAUAAACCAGGUGGCUAGGACCAGGAAGGAGGGCAGGGAGAGGGUUUAUCACAUUGAUGACAACCCUUCCGGGACGGGCGACGGCGCGCUGGACUUUGCGAAAGCGUUCACUGCAACCAGAGACCCCAUUUGCUGCAUCACUGCAACAGACAAGACCCUUGUUGUAGGCCGAGACUCGGGCACCAUCCACCGGUACAGCCUACCCACCGUGGGCCUGGUACAGAAGUACUCCUUGAAUCACAGGCCUUACCAGAUCACCCUCAACUGCAACUCCAGCCGGCUGGCCAUCAUCGACAUCGCAGGGGUCCUGACCUUCUUCGACUUGGAGCCGCGGGGAAGUGGGGACGACUCUGGAGGGGUGCAGGCUGGCGGGGAUCCGCAGAAGUUUGAGCGCAAGGAUGUGUGGGACAUGAAGUGGGCCAAUGAUAACCCAGACCUGUUUGCCAUGAUGGAGAAGACCAGGAUGUACGUCUUCAGGAACCUGGAUCCGGAGGAACCUAUCCAGACAUCUGGUUAUAUAUGCAAUUUUGAAGACCUGGAAAUAAAGUCUGUCUUGCUGGAUGAAAUUUUAAAGGACCCUGAGAGGCCCAAUAAGGACUACUUGAUCAACUUUGAGAUCCGUUCGCUGAGAGACAGUCGGGCGCUAAUCGAGAAGGUGGGAAUUGAGGAUGCCUCUCAGUUCAUCGAGGACAACCCCCACCCAAGACUCUGGCGCCUGCUGGCUGAGGCAGCGCUCCAGAAGCUGGACCUGACCAUGGCGGAGCAGUCUUUUGUGCGGUGCCGUGACUACCAGGGCAUCGAGUUUGUCAAGCGGCUGGGUAAUCUGCAGAGCGAGUCCAUGAAGCAAGCCGAGGUGGCAGCCUACUUUGGCAGGUUCGAGGAGGCCGAGCGCAUGUAUCUGGACAUGGACCGCAGGGACCUGGCCAUCAGCCUCAGGAUCAAACUGGGCGACUGGUUCCGGGUGUUGCAGCUGCUGAAGUCCGGCUCCGGGGACAGUGAUGACGCGCUGCAGGAACAGGCCUACAACGCUAUCGGGGACUAUUUCGCCGACCGGCAGAAGUGGCUGAAUGCGGUGCAGUACUACCUCCAGGGUCGCAACCAGGAGCGCCUGGCUGAGUGCUACUACAUGCUGGAGGACUAUGAGGGCUUGGAACGGCUGGCUAACUCCCUCCCGGAGAACCACAGACUGCUCCCGGAGAUCGGUCAGAUGUUCGUCACUGUGGGCAUGUGUGACCAGGCUGUGAAUGCCUACCUGAAAUGCAACCAGCCCAAGGCCGCAGUUGAUGCCUGUGUUCAUCUAAACCAGUGGAAUAAGGCAGUCGAACUGGCCAAAAAUCACAACAUGAAGGAGAUCGGGCCUCUUCUGGCCAAGUAUGCCUCCCAUCUGCUGGAGAAGAACAAGAUCCUUGAAACUGUGGAGCUGUACAGGAAGGCGCAUCAUUUCCUGGAUGCUGCUAAGCUCAUGUUCAAGAUUGCUGAUGAGGAGGCCAAGAAGAGGACCAAACCCCUGAGGGUGAAGAAGCUGUAUGUGCUGGCAGCCCUGCUGGUGGAGAACUACCACAGCCAGAUGAAGACAUCCCAACAGAACAAAGCCAAGGGCAAGAAAUCAGAGGCGAUGUCCGCUCUGGCCGGCCUGCUUGAGGAGGAUGCGUCUUCUGAUGUGCGGAUCGUGGAUGGUGCCUGGCGUGGUGCUGAGGCUUACCACUUCUUCCUGCUGGCACAGAGGCAGCUGUACGCUGGUUAUGUGGAUAAUGCCAUGAGGACAGCUCUUUAUCUACGUGACUACGAAGACAUUAUCCCAGCUGUGGAGAUCUACUCGCUGCUGGCCAUCUGCUCCUCCGCUAACCGGGCCUUCGGCACCUGCUCACGGGCCUUCAUCAAGUUGGAGUCCCUGGAGAGUCUAAGCGCUGAGCAGCGGCAACCUUAUGAGGACCUGGCUCUGCAGAUCUUCACCAAAUACAGCCCAAAGGACAACAGGAAGUCUGAGCUGGACAGCAUCCCUGAGGGGAGCGAGGGGAAGCUGCCCACCUGCAUCGUGACGGGUCGACCCAUCACCGAGUACCAGUUUUGGAUGUGCAGUGUGUGCAAGCACUGUGCCUUGGAGCAGGAGAUCUGCAACCACCGCUUCUGCCCCCUGUGCCACAGUGCUGUGGCGUAGCUGUGCACCACGUUGGCGCAUCCCCCAUUCAUCAGUCACACUACAUGUAAAUAAAUCAUGCAUGAGUUUGUAGACAGAAGAAAACAAUACAAUGAAAAC
This is a messenger RNA of Scleropages formosus (Asian bonytongue), 3862 nucleotides long. It is a transcript of the gene wdr35, whose product is annotated as WD repeat domain 35. Gene Ontology annotation, cellular component: non-motile cilium; intraciliary transport particle A. Gene Ontology annotation, biological process: non-motile cilium assembly; protein localization to cilium; intraciliary retrograde transport. The record is from RefSeq and is a predicted model, not a curated record. Gene Ontology annotation, molecular function: protein binding. The transcript is spliced from 28 exons. The coding region runs from base 215 to 3763 and encodes 1182 amino acids. Lineage: Eukaryota; Metazoa; Chordata; Actinopteri; Osteoglossiformes; Osteoglossidae.